Hemibagrus wyckioides is the source of this 2394-nucleotide messenger RNA. RefSeq names its product kizuna centrosomal protein (gene kiz). NCBI's taxonomy places the organism in Eukaryota, Metazoa, Chordata, Actinopteri, Siluriformes, Bagridae. Gene Ontology annotation, biological process: spindle organization. The coding region runs from base 129 to 2288 and encodes 719 amino acids. The transcript is spliced from 16 exons. Gene Ontology annotation, cellular component: centrosome. The record is from RefSeq and is a predicted model, not a curated record.
GCGCGUCUAGCAGUACACAUGGCAACCGCUGCUAGAGACCCAAGCUUAGACCCACUGUUUAGCUGCGCUUUGGCACACAGCUAACGCUACUGUGCUAGCUCGUGCACGGAGGUUUCACCAAACCUGUAAUGGCUUUCUGCACCUCUGAGUACUUCGAAACUGUUGGAUCUAUUCAGAAGAGUAUACACGAAAGGGAAAAAAGAAGGCAUGAGUUGGAGGAAGAGUUGUUCACCUACUCAAGAUCAGAAGAAAGACUGGCAAGGAUAAAAUGCACCAAUAUGCGUCAUUAUUAUCAGGAACUGUGUAAGAGAGAGCAGCAAGCAAAGACCCGUAACCUUGAGCUUCUGAGAAGUGCUGAGAGCAUGGUGUUAAAAGCAAAGGAAUUCUCACUAGACUACACUGUACUGCAACACUUGAAGCAGGAAUGUAAACAUCGCAUUGCAAGGCUUCCGGAGGAGAGGAAGAAGAUGAGGGAACACGAAAGAGGACUUGAAGCACAAAAGACAGUGUCGGACAGACAGGAAUCGGAAGAUGAAUACAACGUGCAGUCAGUGAUAUGGGAACAAAGCGGGUCUCUUCCUCUCAGCACCAGGCGGACAUCGCCUCAACCUGCUAUCACCUUAAUGGGUUGGCAACCCCUCAAAGACACUUUGGUGGAGGACGGCAUCAUGAGCACACAUUCACUGAUAGAGCCAAAACCUAAUCACCCUUCAUCUUCUUUGCUACAAAGCAGCCCUUUUAUGAACGCCCCAGUUUCAAAAGCCAGCGGCAACAAAUCUUUAUCUGAUGACAUUCUAAACUCCAGUGAUUUCCCUGAAAGGCAGCCGGUGUUUGAUUGUGAUUCAUUUAUGAGAGAAGUAGAGGUGUGUGGGUCAGAACAGCUGGCUUCUACACACGUGACCUUGCAGGCAUCUGGAGUGUGCUCUCAUCACGGAAGUGCGAGCAGGCCAGAGAGCAGUGCGUCACCACAACACCAUCCCAGCCAAAGUGCUUCCCCAGAUGCCAUUCACACAACAGACUCCUCUGUGUGCAGGAACUCUAGAGAGCAAGCAGAGCCUGAGUCAGCACAUCAUCAUACACCCAUUCCAGAUUACAGUAAUAGCAGAAGUUCCAGUAAUGGUAGUUCUGAAGCAGAGGUCACAUCUUCACUUAACUCCAACAGAGAUGUUCCGGUUUUACAUGAUGAUGAUGAUGAUGAUGUCCAUGAGCAGCACACAACCAUGAAGAGUUUCACACCCAUUCACAAGAGAGGAAAGUCUAAAAUUGGAGUGGAUGAGGUUGAAGUGGAACCUCUUUUCCCAAAGCCAAAACAUAGAAUGUCACUGGAGGAAUUCUUUUAUCUGCUGGACAGCAUUGAGGAGCGACUGCCUGCUAGAGACAGCGAUCUGUACGGUAGCUCUGCUGUCAGUGAACGGAAGCUGAGAGAUAUUAUUAGCCUGUGUAGUCAGCGUGGUGAGCUGAGAGGAGUGGAGCUGAGUGUGUGUGGAGCUGUGGUUCUGCAACAGUUGCCUUGGUUAUUAUGGAACUCACCGUACGGCUGCCUGCUACACAGCGACCUGGUCAGCACACACUGGUCCACUGCAGUAGAUUCAGCACACAUCAGGUUGUGUCUGUCUGGUGAUGGCGUUGCUCUGUGGGAGCGCUGGUUCACACACGCCCUUCAGCUGCUGCAGCAGGAGGUUCUUUCCCUCAACAGCAUUGUGCAGCUCUUCACUCCGCUCCUAGUGCACUACAAUGCCUCCUACGCAGACAAGGCCGAAGUGCUGCUGAAGAGGCUUUUGACCCAUGCGGCUGAGACUCAUCACUCAGCAGAGAGUGAGGACUCCUCAUCCUGCAGCUUACCCUCGCUUUUAAAUGACAGCGCUGAGAUCAAACUGGCCAGACCCUCCAAGAAAUCCAUCAGCUCCACUGGAGAACAAAGUGAUGAAGAGGACAGCACCAACCAAAGCCCCGUGGAAAGUAUUCCUAUUAGAGAGACAAAAGCAUAUCAGCUGCUUAAACAGUCAGUUACACAAGAGAACCAGUGGCAGAACGCACAGAAGGAGGAGGAAGAAGAUGGUUCUGACUUGGAUCCAUCAGGUUUAUCAGAUAAUGAAAAAACAGGAAGUAGCAAGAGGCUUAUUCAAGACAUGCGGAAUGAUCCAAAGAAGAAAACCCAGGCGUUCUCUGCUGUUCAGUCAAAAGCUUUUUGGGGCGAUUCAGAUGACACCAACUCUGACAUUGAAAUGGCCUUGCGUCCUCGAUCCCACAACACUAAUAACAGUGACUUUGAUGACUUUUACGAUUAGGUUUUAUUUGUGCCAAGCGACCGCGCUAUCUCGUUUGUUUUUCACCUGACCCUAUGCUGUAACUGUCCUUCAAAAAAUAAAUAAAAACAAGUCUUUUACUGAGGAA